Messenger RNA from Tarenaya hassleriana, 1950 nucleotides. RefSeq lists its product as uncharacterized. The record is from RefSeq and is a predicted model, not a curated record. NCBI's taxonomy places the organism in Eukaryota, Viridiplantae, Streptophyta, Magnoliopsida, Brassicales, Cleomaceae. Bases 640 to 1677 code for a protein of 345 amino acids. The transcript is spliced from 3 exons.
CUCACACUUCCCAAUUCCUGAAUCUCGUCAUAUUCAUCACGCAAUCUCUCCGAAAGAGAGAAAAUUGUUGUCAACGAAAAUCGAAUCCUUGGAGAAGAAAUAUUCCUAAUUCCCUAUCUGUUUUAGGGCAUUUGGGCUGUAAGGAAAAUAGUUACUUUAGUUGUACACGCAGAAUUUGGUUUCCUUCCGAGUUUCCCAAAGGAUUAUUUGUUCGAUAGUGUUUGCUUCGUUGGUGGUUGGAUUUGAUCAGCAUUUUUAACAAGUGAUCUUCGUCGUAAAAGUAAAUUAAAGUCUCGCUUUCAAAUAGUAAGAAAGUAGAUUUCCAACAGGCUGCCAUUAGAGUUGCUCUCAACUGGUAAGUUUUUGUUCAGCCAUAUCUCUCCCUUUCUAAAGUUUAGUCAUUUAUGAAUCUAGUUUGGAUGUGGACUGACUAUUCCUGCUUGCUAAAUUGCUAUUCUAUGAUCAAACACUAUCUUGAUAUAAGAUACCUUGUCUUUUGCGUAAAAGCAGUUAUCUGCCCGGAGAUUUUAAGCUACUUCUCGUUUACAAAUUUCUCUUUUCAAAUGUGACAUAAUAUUCUAAACUCGCCAAGUGUUCUAACUCGCUCAAUGUGUGAGUAGCUUACACAGUGCAUACAAGAUGGCUGGUGUAAAGCGAAAAUUAUGUAGCGAGUCAGAUGAUCAUGCUCUUCUUCACAAAGAACUGGAUGAGGUUUCAUGUCCUAUUUGCAUGGAUCACCCACAUAAUGCUGUUCUACUGCUAUGCAGCUCAUAUGACAAAGGUUGCAGGUCUUACAUCUGUGAUACAAGUUAUCGACAUUCAAAUUGUCUGGAUCGGUUUAAGAAAUUGCAGUCUGAAUCUACAAACACUUCCACUGAUACCCCUGAAGUGAACUUAGCUUUAAGAUCAAAUCUCAAUUGGUCACAGCCUGAGGGCGAUACAGCCCGAACAGUUAGUUUUAACCGCUUGACUAGGAACCUAGAUUCUGAAGGUAUAUAUGAGCUUGGGGACUCUACAUCUUUGAGGAGAGUUGAACAGGAACAGUUGGAGGAACAGAACCAGAGAAUGAAUUUGAAAUGCCCGCACUGCCGUGGUAAUGUUUCAGGAUGGAAGGUUGUGGAAAAGGUAAGAAAUUAUCUCAACUCGAAGACUCGAAGCUGCUCCCGGGAAUCCUGCUCUUUUACCGGAAAUUACCUUGAGCUACGCCGACAUGCCAGAAGGGUUCACCCAAAAACCCGGCCUUCAGACAUUGAUCCAUCGAGGGAGAGAGAAUGGCAAUACCUCGAGAACCAAAGAGAGUAUGGAGAUAUAGUCAGUGCCAUUCGUUCCACCAUGCCCGGGGCUGUUGUUGUUGGAGAUUACGUCAUAGAAAACGGAGAUAGGUUCUCCAGAGAAAGGGAAGACGAGAACUCAGGCGAUCUCAAUACACCUUGGAGGACCACUUUGUUCCUAUUUCAGAUGAUCGGGUCGCUUGACCACGGAGGCAGCGGCUCAAGGACCAACAGACCACGGGCAUGGAGAAAUCGUCGACGUGCUUCAGAAAGGCGAUACCUUUGGGGGGAAAACGUGCAGAGUCAGAGUCUACAAGAGGUGCAUGGCAAUGACAUGUCCCCUGUCCCAAGAAGGCGUCGAAGGUUGUUGGCUCGUUCAAGGUCAGGCAAUGGUCGCCCCCAAUGAUCGGAUCAGAUCACUUUCGACUGGCGAAAACGGUGAUUCUUUCUCGCAAGGAAUCAUCUUUCCAUCAGAAAACAUCGCCAAGAUAAAAAGGGGAUGCUUCUUUCUCUCGUAAGAAGCGCUUGAAAACCUCUCUUCCUAUCUCUGAUCGAAGUCGAACUCGUCGGCUUUAUUGAAGAUUUACAGUAGUUGUGCAUGUGUUAUAUUAUAUGUUUGUUGUGUCUGGCUUGUAAACUAUAUAAUAUAUCCAAUGCCUUUGUUUCAAGUGAUUAUUCA